Molecule: messenger RNA, 390 nt
Organism: Didymodactylos carnosus
Lineage: Eukaryota; Metazoa; Rotifera; Eurotatoria; Philodinida; Philodinidae
Source: the annotation of a GenBank genome assembly
AUGACUCUGUCACGUCUUUUUUUCCUACUUAUUAGUUGUUAUUCAGUAACAAAAUGUUCUGGUUAUACUUGGUGUGAAACUUAUUAUCCUUAUCAUUGUUAUUCUACUAGUGUAUCAUUAACAACAGCUGGUAUCGUCGGCGUAGUUAUUGGAAGUCUCGUGGGUCUUUCAUUGUUAAUUACUUGUAUUGUAUGUAUCUGCCGUAGCAUUACGCGAAGAAAUGCUCAACGAACAGCUGUAAUGGUGCAAUAUCCUGUAGGUAGUGGCGGUAUCGUUUACCCAAAUCAACCACCACUGCAUCAGGGUUAUCCAAAUCAACCACCACUGUAUCCGGGUUAUUCAAAUCAACCACCACUACAUAAGGGCUAUCCAAAUCAACCACCACGGUAA